CACACGCUGGGUGAGGUCAGGGAGCUGUCCACGUGCUCCGCCCUCCUCUCCCGGCCAUUGGCUGCUGACGUCAGCGGUGGCUGUGCUCCGGAGGAGAGGCAGAUCGGAGCACUGUAUUGUGGGGGUCAGAGAGUGGACGAGACCCCUCCGGAUCCGCCUACUGUGACGACUGCGGCAGAGCAGCAUGGAGGACGGAAAGUCUGUGUGGGCGCCACACCCAACUGAUGGCUUUCAAUUGGGAAAUAUUGUGGAUAUUGGACCAGAUUCUUUAACUAUUGAACCUCUGCAUCAAAAAGGAAAGACAUUUUUGGCAGCUAUAAAUCAAGUGUUUCCUGCAGAAGAGGACACUACAAAACAUGUUGAAGAUAACUGUUCUUUGAUGUAUCUUAAUGAAGCUACACUCCUCCAUAACAUUAAAGUUCGGUAUAGUAAAGAUAAAAUAUAUACUUAUGUGGCCAACAUUUUAAUUGCGAUAAAUCCAUAUUUUGAUGUUCCAAAACUUUAUACUUCUGAUAUCAUUAAACAAUACCAUGGUAAAUCACUAGGAACUUUGCCACCACAUGUCUAUGCAAUAGCCGAUAAGGCCUUCCGAGACAUGAAGGUUUUAAAGAUGAGCCAAUCAAUCAUCGUGUCUGGAGAAUCGGGAGCCGGCAAGACAGAAAAUACUAAGUUUGUUCUGAGGUACCUGACUGAAUCUUAUGGGUCUGGGCAAGAUAUUGAUGAGAGAAUUGUAGAAGCUAAUCCCCUGUUGGAGGCCUUUGGCAAUGCAAAAACGGUGCGGAAUAACAACAGCAGCCGUUUUGGAAAAUUUGUAGAAAUACACUUCAAUGAAAAGCAUUCUGUAGUUGGAGGAUUUGUAUCUCACUACCUCUUGGAGAAGUCACGUAUAUGUGUGCAAGGACAAGAUGAAAGAAACUACCAUAUUUUCUACAGGUUGUGUGCCGGUGCACCGGAGGAAAUUCGCCAGAAACUUUUCUUGAAUUCCCCUGAUAGUUUUAGGUAUUUGAAUCGAGGCUGUACCAGGUAUUUUGCUUCCAAGGAGACUGAUAAACAGAUUUUACAGAACCGUAAGAGUCCUGAGGAAGAUGAGUACCUCAAACAUGGCUCCCUAAAGGAUCCCCUCUUAGAUGAUCAUGGAGAUUUUAAUCGAAUGGUUGGAGCUAUGAAAAAGAUUGGCUUGGAUGACACAGAGAAGCUUGAUCUUUUCCGAGUGGUUGCUGGCGUCCUGCACCUUGGAAAUAUUGAUUUUGAAGAAGCUGGGAGCACCUCUGGUGGCUGCACAUUAAAGAACCAAUCUAGCAAGACCUUAGAAUGUUGUUCAAAGCUGCUGGGUCUGGACGAAGAUGAUCUACGAGUGAGCCUCACCACACGGGUCAUGCUUACAACAGCAGGGGGCGCCAAAGGCACAGUUAUCAAGGUGCCUCUGAAAGUAGAGCAGGCAAAUAAUGCCCGUGAUGCUCUGGCAAAGGCAGUGUACAGCCGACUUUUUGAUCACGUGGUUAACCGGGUAAACCAAUGCUUUCCGUUUGAGAGGUCCUCUUUCUUCAUUGGAGUUUUAGAUAUUGCUGGUUUUGAAUACUUCGAACACAACAGUUUUGAACAGUUUUGCAUCAACUACUGUAAUGAGAAGCUGCAGCAGUUCUUCAAUGAAAGGAUCCUCAAAGAGGAACAGGAAUUAUACCAGCGCGAAGGCCUUGGUGUCAAUGAAGUGCACUAUGUGGAUAACCAGGACUGUAUAGAUCUUAUUGAAUCUAAACCAGUUGGCAUCCUUGAUAUCCUGGAUGAGGAGAAUAGGUUGCCCCAGUCUAGUGACCAACAUUUUACAAGUGUUAUUCACCAAAAGCACAAAGACCACUUUCGACUUACUAUCCCCAGAAAAUCCAAGCUCACUGUUCACCGAAAUGUGCGAGACGAUGAGGGUUUUAUCAUCCGGCAUUUUGCAGGAGCCGUUUGCUAUGAAACCACAAAGUUUGUGGAAAAGAAUAAUGAUGCCCUGCAUAUGUCACUUGAGUGCCUCAUCUGUGAGUCCAAAGAUAAAUUUGUGCGGGAUUUGUUCGAAUCGGCCAAUAAUAACAAGGACUCCAAGCAGAAGACUGGGAAACUCAGCUUCAUCAGUGUGGGGAACAAGUUCAAGACCCAGUUAAAUCUUCUGCUUGAAAAACUCAGAAGCACGGGAUCUAGCUUCAUCCGUUGCAUCAAGCCCAAUUUAAAAAUGACAAGUCAUCAGUUUGAAGGAGCACAAAUUUUAUCUCAGCUUCAGUGUUCAGGAAUGGUAUCUGUCCUAGAUCUCAUGCAGGGAGGCUUCCCAUCUCGAGCUUCAUUCCAUGAACUUUAUAACAUGUACAAAAAGUAUAUGCCUGCCAAGUUAUCUCGUCUGGACCCCAGACUUUUCUGCAAGGCUCUGUUCAAAGCCUUGGGCUUAAAUGAAAAUGAUUACAAAUUUGGGUUAACUAAGGUGUUUUUCAGGCCUGGCAAGUUUGCUGAGUUUGAUCAGAUUAUGAAGUCUGAUCCAGAUCAUUUAGCCGAACUGGUAAAACGUGUCAAUCAUUGGCUUGUCUGUAGUCGCUGGAAGAAGGUCCAGUGGUGUGCACUUUCAGUCAUAAAAUUGAAAAACAAGAUUAUGUACCGAGCUUCUGCCUGCAUUAAAAUGCAAAAGACAAUUCGGAUGUGGCUCUGCAGAAAGAAACACAAACCACGAAUUGAUGGUAUAAUGAAGGUGAAGACACUCAAAUCUAGGCAGGACAAAUUCAAUGAAGUUGUUAAUGCGCUGAAGGAAGGUAAACCGGAGAUGAGCAAACAGGUGAAGGAGCUGGAGCUGUCCAUCGAUGCUCUUCUGUCUAAGAUAAAGAAUACAAUAAUGUCUCGUGAACAGAUAGAGAAAGAAUAUGAUGUACUUGUCAAGAGUUCAGGUCAGCUCCUUAAUGCUCUACAAAAGAGGAAGAAAGAGGAAGAGGAGGCUGAACGGUUGCGUCGCAUUCAGGAGGAGAUGGAAAGAGAGCGGAAGAGAUGUGAAGCCGUAGAACAACUCCGGAGGAAAGAGGAAAACGACAGGAGGCUAAAAGCCGAGAUUGAGGUAAAGCGAAAACAAGAAGAGGAAGACCGGAAAAAGAGAGAAGAGGAAGAAAGAAGAAUUCAGCUCGAGGUGGAGAUGCAGAUGGUGAGAGAACGAGAGGAGCAGUCACAACAGCAGACUAUACUUGAACAAGAGCGAAGAGAUCGGGAGCUUGCCAUGAGAAUUGCCCAGAGUGAGGCAGAGCUUAUCAAUGAGGAAUUUAGUCCCGACUCUUCGUUACGCAGCAUAAAAACAGACCUCAUUCAGCCAUCUGCAGCUCAUGCCAAGGCUGGUGAAGGAAAAGGCAACAUGACAAUGGGGGUGCAAGUUCAAGCUACAAAAUCUGCUGCUACUGUCAAAAAGAAUGACUUAAGUAAAUGGAAAUAUGCGGAACUGAGAGAUGCAAUCAAUACUUCAUGUGACAUUGAGCUUCUGGCAGCAUGCAGAGAGGAGUUUCACAGACGGCUCAAAGUUUAUCACGCCUGGAAAUCCAAGAACAAGAAGCGCAAUGCGGAGACUGAACAGCGAGCUCCAAAGUCGAUUACAGACUAUGAUUUUGCUCCAUUUAUGAACAACAACCCCCAACAGAAUCCAGUUGUACAGCUGCCUGCCAGGCAACAGGAGAUUGAAGUAAACAGACAACAACGUUACUUCCGUAUUCCAUUUAUUCGUCCUGCUGACCAGUACAAGGAGCCUCAGAACAAGAAGAAGGGCUGGUGGUAUGCACACUUUGAUGGCACAUGGAUUGCUCGUCAGAUGGAACUGCACCCAGACAAACCUCCCAUCCUAUUAGUUGCAGGCAAAGAUGACAUGGAAAUGUGUGAACUGAACCUUGAAGAAACUGGAUUAACAAGAAAACGGGGAGCAGAAAUUCUUCCUAGACAAUUUGAAGAGAUUUGGGAGCGUUGUGGUGGUAUCCAGUACUUGAGUAACGCUAUUGAAAGCAGACAAGCUCGGCCAACCUAUGCCACAGCAAUGCUGCAAAACCUACUGAAGUAGCUGGCUAAUGAAUGAAUUGUUGCACUAAGAGAUUAGUACAUAUGGGUUUAUGUAAAGGGAAGUAACCUCUGCAAGAGGAACUAGACAUUCCAUAAUAAUAGAGAAGUUUUAAUAUAAAGCAGACAGGUUUUAAUAAUUGCAGAGAUUUCUUAAUUCAUACUUUUUGAUGUUUUGAUCUAGUAGCACAAUAGAGUUGUUGUCUGUGGCCCUAGUAGGCUAUUUUUUAGGAGUUUUUUAAAAUUUUAUUUAUCACGCUUCUUGAGGCCUUGACUUUUAAUUUGUUUCUUCUGCACCAUCUUGGAGUCAAAUAUGGCAAUAUUUUCCAAGCAGGAGGUAGCCAUGAAGCACAGUCUGCCUUACUUUUUUGAGGUUUCAUUUACCUUCAUGGCUUUUCUUUUUUUUUUUUUUCAAUACUGCAGAAACCUUUAGAACAUCACAAACAUUUUCUUAAAGAUGAACUUCAUGUAAAAAUUAAAAAUCUGUUAACAGACUUGCUGUUUAUUGCAGAAGAGACCUAUGUCUCUUCUGCAAUAAAGUCUGUUCACAAUCUUAUUGAUAAUGUACAUUGACCUGCGCAUGCACAGCAUCUGCUGGGAUGAUAUAUGCACACGCGCAGGGGUUACAUCAUCCCGGAGUGGCAAGUUAAAAUUGCUGAAAAUCUCAAACCCAUGAGAAGAUGCAGGCAGCGCAUCCCUGAAGGGGAGGUGAGUAUAGUAACACUUUGGUCAAGAGAACCUUUUUCACAGCUUUGACUUGAGUAGACCUGCACAGAGAGAAAUAUGGGGUUGUACUUUUUUUUUUAAAUGCUAAAUGGCUACCAUGCUAAUCUAGUGCUUCCAGUACUUUCAGAGCCACUGACCCCGAACAUUUACAUAUAUAAGCAGUUCUGGCUCUACUGGCUGCAUGUUUGUUGAAUGUCAUUGACUCAGAAAGCACUGAAGUGAGUGUAUCUGCAUAAUUGCCUGUCAUUUGGCAUUUUCAAAAUAAGUUUAGUAGUAGCAUCUUGAGCACAGGUUUCCUUUAAAGUGUAGUUUCUUUAUAAGCUGUGCACCGGUAUUCCUUUGCUACAGAAUUCAUACACUAUACAUUUACAGAAGCUUACAAUAUGUAAUAUGAUUUUUAUGUAACAAUUUAAGAUGGGCUAAAACUGAUUUUAGAGUUGUAAUUUAAGAAAAGUAACCUAGCAAUCUGAUAGAGGUUAUAUUUUUGUCAAAACAGAAUUCAAGGAGAAGAUGCUUUUUUUUUUUUGUUUAGGUUUGAUACCUUUAUAUGCAUGUGUACAUGUAUUUCUUUUAUUGCACUGAGAUUUAUGUUUGGCUUAACCACUUAAAAAAAAAUGAUUGGCUUUUGACAUGUGCAAAGGUUUUAACACAAUUAUUGCUGACCCCUUGUACUGCAGAUGCAGAGACCCAUAUUUUUCUAAUAUACAUCGUUGCCAUUCUGUCUAGUCAUUAAACUGACAUACGCAUGUUAAUUUACUAAAGGUAGAAAAACUAUUAAUUUUGCAACAGAAGUGCCACUUUGCAAAUGGUUUUUCCCUCCGCUUAGUGAAUGGGGUGAGAUUUUAUUAGUAAAGAACAACCAAUCAUGUGCAAGGAAAAUAAAACACAUUUUUGCUCGCACAUGAUUGGGUGAUGGAAGUCAGCAGGGCGUCACCUCAUUCACUAAACUCUGGAGGAAAUUCCCUUUCCAAGUGCAAUUUGCCUUGUAAAGUGAACAGUCUAUUUGCCUUUAGUAAGUUAGCACCCCAUUGUAUGAUUUUUCAGGCUGUUAUAGAUUUCUUACUUUGAGACCAGUUAUCCUCAAACUAUGAGAACCUUGUCGUGUCCACAGCUAAUGACCAUGUUGUGACUCUUGUUAUUUAUAAUUGUCUUCAUUAUUUUGAUGUCCUCUCCGUUAAUACGAAUAAAAUCAUUUGGUUGUGACUUGAAUCUGA
Messenger RNA from Rana temporaria (common frog), 5987 nucleotides. It is a transcript of the gene MYO6, whose product is annotated as myosin VI. The coding region runs from base 185 to 4051 and encodes 1288 amino acids. Gene Ontology annotation, biological process: inner ear morphogenesis; inner ear auditory receptor cell differentiation; endocytosis. Gene Ontology annotation, molecular function: microfilament motor activity; actin filament binding; ATP binding. Gene Ontology annotation, cellular component: endocytic vesicle; cytoplasm; actin cytoskeleton. The transcript has 36 exons. NCBI's taxonomy places the organism in Eukaryota, Metazoa, Chordata, Amphibia, Anura, Ranidae. The record is from RefSeq and is a predicted model, not a curated record.